Molecule: messenger RNA, 723 nt
Organism: Opisthorchis viverrini
Lineage: Eukaryota; Metazoa; Platyhelminthes; Trematoda; Opisthorchiida; Opisthorchiidae
Exons: 5
Coding region: 1-723 (240 amino acids)
Source: RefSeq, a predicted model, not a curated record
AUGACGCAAUCAGCAGGAGCGGGAAGUAGUCACUGGCGCAGCACGGAUUUCUAUAGUGGCAACAGCAAACUUUCGCAUUACGAACAGUUCCAAGACUUUGAUUCAUCAGUGAUCACAAACACUCUGCAGGAUUCGUGGCAGUGCCCGUCGCAGCGUCAACAAACGAUCAGCGUGGUGGAAUUAUCCCAAAUUACAGGGAUCAGUAUGGCUUGGAUAAACGUGGUGGGACUAGCAAUUCAUCCAAAUGCUUCAGCAAAUGUUCCUCAAGCUCGUGCAAUUUCUCUGUUGAUUUCACGCGGUCGGCGGCAGCUUCAGAUUUCUGGAAAAGCUAUUGAAUGGAAAAGACAAGCACUCACCGGGGAGCUGACAAAUCUUCGUCGCGCAUUUGCUCUGCAAGCGUUGCAACAAACGUGUCUCGUCAGGUUGUCACUCGAGGAGCUAGGCGACACGCGACCACGAAAAAGGACUGCAUGUUUGAACGGUGAGCAGCGCUAUGCUAUGUCCCAUCACACUGCUGAUCAGGCACUCGUGGCUGAACGCUUCAGUCUCCAGCCACUAGCCGGGAGGUCACUAGAAAUUCGUGAGAUGCACGCUGCUGAUGAAUCCGAACACGUUUCGUGGCCCCCUUACCAUCAUCCAACGCUCUGGCAGCUGGACGAUUACCAGUUAAUAGAGUUUAAGGGCGGUAACGAAAUUCAACUCGUGUACACGUUGCAAUUCUGA